CCCAGUGCCUUCCUUGCUCAGUUUGGAGCUGUGCCAUGGCAGACACUGGGGAAGAAGAGACAGUAUCAGCAGAAGCCUCGGGGUUCUCAGAUGUGAGUGACUCAGAGUUCCUAGAGUUUCUGGAUCUGGAAGAUGCUCAGGAGUCAAGUGCUUCAUUUAGCAAGCCUGGACCUUCUUCCAAACUCCCUACAAAGGAUCCCAAGCCUGUAAGCUUACAAGACUGGAAGAGAGGAUUGGAUGUUUCAUCACCAAUGGAGAGAUUUCACCUUAAAUAUUUAAACGUCACUGACCUAUCUACUCAGAACUGGUGUGAAUUGCAAGUUGCAUAUGGGAAGGAGCUUCCUGGUUUCUUGGCACCUGAGAAGGCAGCUGUUUUGGACAUAGGUGCCAGCAUCCACCUGGCAAGAGAACUAGAACUUGGUGAUCUUGUAACUGUACCCGUCACCACUAAAGAAGAUACUUGGGCAAUUAAGUUUCUGAACAUACUCUCGAUGAUUCCUACCCUGCAGUCAGAGGGUUGCGUCCGAGAGUUUCCAGUAUUUGGGGAAGUGGAGGGUGUGCUUAUUGUUGGGGUGAUUGAUGAGCUGCACUAUACAGCCAAGGGGGAACUGGAACUGGCUGAACUCAAGACACGCAGGCGCCCCAUGCUCCCUUCAGAAGCUCAGAGAAAGAAAGAUUAUUUUCAAGUCAGCAUAUACAAAUAUAUCUUUGAUUGCAUGGUACAAGGAAAAGUGACACCCACUCAUCUAACCCAUCACACAAAAUUGAAUCCAGAAAAGCCACUGGGACCUUCAGUGCUGAGGCAUGCCCAGCAGGGAGGCUUCUCUGUGAAGUCUUUGGGUGACCUCAUGGAACUAGUCUUCUUGUCUCUAACACUGUCUGACCUCCCAGUUAUUGAUACCCUGAAGGUUGAGUAUGUCCACCAAGAGACUGCCACUGUGCUGGGUACAGAGAUUGUGGCCUUUGAAGUGCGUGAAGUAAGAGAGAAGGUGCAGCAUUAUAUGGCCUACUGGAUGGGUCACCGAGAACCUCAAGGGGUUGAUGUGGAAGAGGCUUGGAAAUGCCGGACAUGCAGCUAUGCAGACAUCUGUGAAUGGAAAAGGAAUGGUGGAGUACUUAGCUCCACCCUGGAACCCCUGGCCAAAAAAGCCAAAUGAGCAGGAAGUAUGUAUUGA
Messenger RNA from Tupaia belangeri chinensis (Chinese tree shrew), 1175 nucleotides. Its product is annotated as exonuclease V. Gene Ontology annotation, molecular function: single-stranded DNA 5'-3' DNA exonuclease activity. Bases 36 to 1157 code for a protein of 373 amino acids. The transcript has a single exon. NCBI's taxonomy places the organism in Eukaryota, Metazoa, Chordata, Mammalia, Scandentia, Tupaiidae. The record is from RefSeq and is a predicted model, not a curated record. Gene Ontology annotation, cellular component: nucleus. Gene Ontology annotation, biological process: interstrand cross-link repair.